This is a messenger RNA of Mizuhopecten yessoensis (Yesso scallop), 2166 nucleotides long. RefSeq lists its product as uncharacterized. The record is from RefSeq and is a predicted model, not a curated record. The transcript has a single exon. The annotation marks the transcript as partial. NCBI's taxonomy places the organism in Eukaryota, Metazoa, Mollusca, Bivalvia, Pectinida, Pectinidae.
GAGAGAAAGAGUCAAGGCUCUCUUGGUGACAAGUGUACACUAUGUCAUGAGAAAGUAUAUUUGCUGGAACGACUGAUGGAGAACAAUAAACUCUACCACCGUACAUGCUUCAGACAAAGUGACCUAUCUCCCACCAGCAAGAUAUACACACGCCCGAUAUCACCUGGUGGCCCCAAACCACGCCGUGCUAGGGACAGUGAAAAAUCUGGUAAUCUUGUUGCUAGAUUGAAUGAAUUGAAAAAAAGUACUGCUUCUAUCAAUCGUUGUGUUGAUCAGAAGAGAAACAUUGGCCCUAUGCCAGUAUGGAAACAGUCCCAUUCAGACAUGGAAUCUGAUUCUCCAGGCACAGGUAUGCCAAGGGAAGAAUUAUCACACAAAGUGUCACCAGUUAGGAACCUCGGUGAGAAUCAAAAUAUUGUGCACAUGGACACAUCAGUGAGGGACAAGUCCCCUGUGUCCCCGGGGUCUCCUGUGUCUCCUGGGGCUAAACCCAAAGCCAAGCCUAGGGGCAGUAUCAAAUCCAAAGAGGAUGUAAAAUCAGUCAAGAAGGAAAGUGUCAAAGCUCCUCCCAGGAAAAAAACUUUUAAAUCAUCUGACACAUCCUCUAAUGCCGAUUCUCCACGUGCACCUGCCUUACCAACUUCCACACCUCCCUCAUUACGACUGGCUGGAGACUUCCAAAGUCCUACUUCCCCUUCUCCGAGGCCUGUUCUCAACAAAAAAGGUCCACCACUGGAAACUCUGCCACCUUCCACAACAGCCAAACAUUCCUCAGAACUGAAUUCUUCUCAUAAACCCAGCUCUCCCCAUUGCUUCAAAUAUCCUUCAAAUUCUGAAUCUCCCAGGGAAACCUCAACAUCUUCAGUGAAUCUCAAAACUGACAGAAAAAUUCAUUCAAAGAUUGAAGAAGAGGAUCUUAUGAUAGACAAUGCACCACGCAAGCCUCCCAGAUCUCUACCAAGGGGAACAACUCCAAGGGAUGUGGAGCAAGCUGUGAAGUUAUCAGACCAUGGUUUCUUUGGCACAGUCAGCCCAGGGACAAAGAAGGGUCACAGUGAUAAUGUGCUAUCAGACGAUGGUUCCUUUGGCACAGUCAGCCCAGAGACAAAGAAGGAUCCCAGUGAUAAUUUGCUAUCAGACCAUGGUUCCUUUGGCACAGUCAGCCCAGAGACAAAGAAGGGUCACAGUGAUAAUGUGCUAUCAGACCAUGGUUCCUUUGGCACAGUCAGCCCAGGGACAAAGAAGGAUCCCAGUGAUAAUGUGCUCAGUGGACUACUCAAGAAUCUAGCAAAUGUAAGAUACAAAGGGGAUAGUGCUAAUUCCUCAAAACACAAUGACAAACUUGCCGAUCUAAAUACAUCAGAUACAUCUGACAGUGAUCGGCCAGUAACAUUGUCUGGCAGAGCAAAGCCUCGUGUCAUGAAACGGGCAGUGAUAACCAGCAGCAAAAUCGAGGUCAUGUCUGUAGUGAAGGAUGUCAAGGGGAUGGAAGGGCCCACAAAGCAAGCUGGAAAAAGAGAUAAUGGCAUCAAGACAAGUGAAAUCAAAUCGGGAGAGAACGUCCCUGCUUGGAAUAGUCGUAGGAAUGUGCAGGCCAAGACGGACAAGAAUGGUGGAAAAAACUACAGCAGAUCGAGGGAUGAGGACAAAACCAGUAAAUAUGUAGAAAAUAAUUUGGCUAUUAACUGUCAGGCUGAUCAGACAACUAAUAAAGUAAAAGAUCGACCCGCUAGACCAAAAACACCAGAAGUUUUGUCCAGAAAACAUAUCAAGGAUAAUGUAAGGGUGUCGUCCGGGCAGAUAGAGAAAAAGAUAGCCAACCGAGGCACUGAGCCACAACCUGGUGCACACAGAAUUGAGAUAGGUAAACCAAUUGUUACAGAGAACAAACAGAAAUCUACUAAGAAACCAGAAGUAAAAAGCAAACUUUCACCAAUUCCUUCUGAGAUCAAUACAGCCAGGGAACAGAGACAAAAUUUAAAGAAAAUUACUGUUGAUGUGAAAUUUAAUUUUGAAGAAGCCGGUUCUAAGCAGGAGAGCCCUAAAUCUCCUCCUCCUCCUCCUCGCCCCCCUCAGCCCUCACCUCAUGAUAUUAAGGAGCCGAGGCGGUCCAUCAAGAAACACAGAUCCCCAAACUCUCCAAGAUCAACUGGCUGGCUCAAAGAU